Molecule: messenger RNA, 2678 nt
Organism: Dama dama (fallow deer)
Lineage: Eukaryota; Metazoa; Chordata; Mammalia; Artiodactyla; Cervidae
Gene: L3MBTL1
Product: L3MBTL histone methyl-lysine binding protein 1
Exons: 20
Coding region: 1-2595 (864 amino acids)
Biological process (GO): regulation of DNA-templated transcription
Cellular component (GO): nucleus
Molecular function (GO): zinc ion binding
Source: RefSeq, a predicted model, not a curated record
AUGGAGGGGCAUGCUGAAAUGGAGAUGCUGAGGACACUGAAGGGACCUUCCACAGGGGAGGUCAGCGUGCACCUGGUGGCCAGAGAUAACCCAGGCUCCGGCUCUCACCUGCCCGCUGCUGCCUUUAUCAUUCCAGCCAGCUCGGCCGCCCUGGGUCUGCCCAGCAGUGCCCUGGAUGUGUCCUGCUUUCCGCGGGAGCCGAUCCACGUGGGCACCCCGGAGCGAGCGGCCGGCAGCGUACCUGUCACAGCCACGGUUCUCCCGCAGUUGAGCACGGGGCCAGCGGGCAGCCCCAGCGCCAGCACAGUGCGGCUCCUGGAGUGGACCGAAGCCGCGGCCCCGCCUUCGGGGAGUGGCCUGCGGUUCCGGAUAAGCGAGUACGCGCCGCCGAACAUGGUGGGAGCAGAGCAACCCCCAAGCCCAGAGCUGCGGCGGGAAGGCGUGGCCGAGUACGAAGAUGGCGAGGCCCCGGCGAGGGGUGGCGGCGCGGACCCGCAACAGCCGGCGGGCCUCUCCCAGGACCCUCCAGAAGGUCCGCCUCAAGACCCACCAGAGGAUGAUGGCACCUGCCCGUGCCAGGCUUGUGGGCCUCAGCAAGGCGCUGGUCCAGAUCCUAGUUCCUGCAAUGAUGGCUGCCCUCAGCGCUUCCAGGAGCGGUCAGUCAUAGUGGAGAACUCCUCAGGCCAGAACAACUGCACCAGCGCCUCUGAGCUCCUCAAACCCGUGAAGAAGAGGAAGCGCAGGGAAUAUCAGAGCCCAUCCGAGGAGGAGUCUGAGCCCGAGGCCAUGGAGAAGCAAGAAGAAGGAAAGGAUCCAGAGGGACAAGCUACCACUAACACCCCAGAAAGUGAGGAAUGGAACAGCAGCCAGCCUGCCUCAGAGGAGAAGAAACCAGGCUGGUCGUGGGAAUCCUACCUUGAGGAGCAGAAGGCCAUCGCUGCCCCCAUCAGCCUCUUCCAGGACCACCAGACGGUCACUCAUAACAAGAAUGGCUUCAGACCGGGCAUGAAGUUGGAAGGCAUCGACCCUCAGCACCCGAGCAUGUACUUCAUCCUCACCGUGGCUGAGGUGUGUGGCUCCCGCCUGCGUCUGCACUUUGAUGGGUAUUCCGAGUGCCAUGACUUCUGGGUCAAUGCCAAUUCCCCUGACAUUCAUCCGGCUGGCUGGUUCGAGAAGACGGGGCACAAGCUGCAGCCCCCCAAAGGUUACAAGGAGGAGGAGUUCAGCUGGAGCCAGUACCUGCGCAGCACAAGAGCCCAGGCUGCCCCCAAACACCUGUUUGUGAGCCAGAGCCACAGUCCCCCACCCCUGGGCUUCCAGGUGGGCAUGAAGCUGGAGGCUGUGGACCGCAUGAACCCGUCCCUCGUCUGCGUGGCCAGUGUGACCGACGUGGUGGACGGCCGCUUCCUGGUUCAUUUUGACAACUGGGAUGACACUUACGACUACUGGUGUGAUUCCAGCAGCCCCUACAUCCACCCGGUGGGCUGGUGCCAGAAGCAAGGAAAGCCCCUCACCCCUCCGCAAGACUACCCAGACCCUGACAGCUUCUGUUGGGAGAAAUAUCUGGAAGAAACCGGGGCCUCUGCUGUGCCCACCUGGGCCUUCAAGGUGCGACCCCCACACAGCUUCCUGGUCAACAUGAAGCUGGAGGCCGUGGACCGCAGGAACCCAGCCCUAAUUCGUGUGGCCAGCGUGGAGGAUGUGGAGGAUCAUCGGAUAAAGCUCCACUUUGAUGGCUGGAGUCACGCCUAUGACUUCUGGAUUGAUGCUGACCACCCUGACAUCCACCCGGCGGGCUGGUGCUCCAAGACGGGGCAUCCCUUGCAGCCUCCUCUCCAACCCAGAGAGCCCAGCGCUGCCUCCCCCACGGGCUGUCCGCCUCUCACCUAUCGGAGCCUGCCACACAGCAGGACCUCCAAGUACAGCUUUCACCACCGGAAGUGCCCCACUCCUGGUUGUGAUGGCUCUGGCCACGUCACUGGCAAGUUCACAGCUCACCACUGCCUCUCGGGUUGCCCCCUGGCCGAGAAGAACCAGAGCCGGCUGAAGGCAGAGCUGUCGGACACGGAGGCCUCAGCCCGCAAGAGGAGCCUCUCGGGCUUCUCCCUAAGGAAGAAGCCUCGCCAUCACGGCCGGUGCGGAGGGCAAGGGUGCGGGGCCUCAAGUCCUCCGAGGCCAGAGCAGGUGCUUAGUCCCUGCCACGGGCCCAGCUCCUCUCUCUCCAGGAUCGGGCGCCCUCCGAAGUACCGAAAGAUCCCACAGGAAGAUUUUCCAACGCUGACCACCGAUGUCACGCAGCAGUCCCUCUUCAUGUCGGCCCUGUCGGCCCACCCUGACCGGUCGCUGUCUGUGUGCUGGGAGCAGCACUGCAAGCUCCUGCCUGGCGUGGCGGGCAUCUCAGCCUCGACAGUCACCAAGUGGACCAUUGAUGAGGUCUUCGGCUUCGUUCAGACCCUGACAGGGUGUGAGGACCAAGCGCGGCUCUUCAGGGAUGAGGCGGACAUUGUGAAGAUCAUGAGCGUCAAGCUGGGCCCAGCCUUGAAGAUCUAUAACGCCAUUCUCAUGUUCAAAAACGCCGAUGACACCUUAAAGUGACUGGCUCAGGGCUGGGCCCUCCCUCCGCAGCUGAUGCUUCUUCCCCACUUGAGUUCCUCCCAUCCCACCUGUGCCCCGCCCCC